This is a messenger RNA of Protobothrops mucrosquamatus (brown spotted pit viper), 7092 nucleotides long. RefSeq names its product spectrin beta, erythrocytic (gene SPTB). Gene Ontology annotation, molecular function: structural constituent of cytoskeleton; actin filament binding; phospholipid binding. Gene Ontology annotation, cellular component: spectrin; cell junction; cortical actin cytoskeleton. NCBI's taxonomy places the organism in Eukaryota, Metazoa, Chordata, Lepidosauria, Squamata, Viperidae. The record is from RefSeq and is a predicted model, not a curated record. Bases 19 to 7092 code for a protein of 2357 amino acids. Gene Ontology annotation, biological process: actin cytoskeleton organization. The transcript is spliced from 36 exons.
CAGCAACACUCCCAGAACAUGACAUCAGCAACUGAUUUUGAUCACUUGGAGAUUCAGCCGCAGUAUAGUCGAAUCAAUGCUCGAUGGGAAGCCUCUGAUGAUGAGUUGGACAAUGACAACAGUUCUGCCAGGCUCUUUGAGAGAUCCCGGAUCAAAGCUCUAGCAGAUGAGCGGGAAGGUGUGCAAAAGAAAACUUUUACAAAAUGGGUGAACUCUCACCUGGCACGUGUAACCUGUCGCAUUUCAGAUCUUUAUAUGGACCUCAGAGAUGGACGAAUGCUAAUUAAAUUGCUGGAGGUGCUUUCUGGAGAGUUAUUGCCCAAGCCUACUAAAGGUCGUAUGCGAAUCCACUGUUUGGAAAAUGUGGACAAAGCCCUGCAAUUCCUCAAGGAGCAGCGUGUGCAUUUGGAAAACAUGGGGUCUCAUGAUAUCGUUGAUGGCAACCAUCGCUUGGUGCUGGGCCUCAUCUGGACAAUUAUCCUGCGCUUCCAGAUCCAGGAUAUCAUUGUUCAGACUCAAGAAGGCCGGGAAACCCGUUCAGCAAAGGACGCAUUAUUACUUUGGUGUCAAAUGAAAACUACAGGCUAUCCCCAUGUUAAUGUCACCAACUUCACCUCCAGCUGGAAGGAUGGUUUGGCUUUUAACGCUCUUAUUCACAAGCACAGGCCUGACCUAAUUGACUUUGAAAAAUUGAAACACUCAAAUGCCAGGCACAAUUUGGAACAUGCUUUCAGCGUAGCAGAGCGACAACUUGGUAUCACACAACUUCUUGAUCCAGAAGAUGUUUUUACGGAGAAUCCAGAUGAGAAAUCCAUUAUCACUUAUGUGGUUGCUUUCUAUCACUACUUUUCGAAAAUGAAGGUGCUUGCUGUGGAAGGGAAAAGAGUUGGAAAGGUAAUGGACCAUGCAAUGGAGACUGAGAAGAUGAUUGAUAAAUACAGUGGAUUGGCUUCAGACCUGCUGAUGUGGAUAGAACAGACCAUUACCAAUCUCAACAGCCGCAAGUUUGCUAAUUCUCUGACAGGCGUGCAGCAACAACUCCAGUACUUCAGUACAUAUCGCACAGUAGAAAAACCACCCAAAUUUCAAGAGAAGGGGAACUUAGAAGUUCUGCUUUUUACCAUCCAGUCCAGAAUGAGAGCCAACAAUCAGAAAGUGUAUACUCCUCAUGAAGGAAAACUCGUGUCUGACAUCAACAGGGCCUGGGAGAAGUUGGAAAAGGCAGAGCAUGAACGGGAACUAGCACUGAGAAAUGAGCUUAUAAGGCAGGAGAAGCUGGAGCAGCUUGCCCGACGCUUUGAUCGCAAGGCCGCAAUGAGAGAGACCUGGCUUAGCGAAAAUCAGCGCCUUGUGGCACAGGAUAACUUUGGAAAUGAUUUGCCAGCUGUGGAGGCAGCAAAGAAGAAGCAUGAAGCCAUUGAAACUGACACAGCUGCCUAUAAAGAACGGGUGCAGGCCAUAGAGGAGGUGGCCAAAGAACUGGAGGUAGAGAAUUACCAUGACAUCAAGCGCAUCAAUGCUCGCAAGGACAGUAUCCUGCGACUAUGGGAGUACCUCUUGGAACUGCUGCAAGCCCGGCGCCAGAGGCUGGAGAUGAAUCUGACACUGCAACAGCUGUUUCAGGACAUGCUGCAUAGCAUUGACUGGAUAGAUGAGAUGAAAGUAAAACUUUCAUCUCCUGAAACUGGCAAGCAUCUGUUGGAAGCAGAAGACUUGCUUCAGAAGCAUAAGUUGAUGGAGGCUGACAUGGCUAUUCGGGCAGAGAAGAUUCAUGCUGUCAAUGCAGCUGCCCUUAAAUUUGCCAAUGGAGAUUGUUAUCAGCCAUGCGAUCCCAAAAUUAUUCGUGAUCGUGUAAACCUCCUGGAGCUAUACUACCAAGAGCUGAUUGCUUUAGCUGCAAAGAGGAAAGCUCGUCUUAAGCAAUCCAAGCGCCAGUGGAAGUUCUUUUGGGAAUUGGAUGAAGCUGAAAGUUGGAUCAGGGAGAAAGAGCAGAUCUAUUCUUCCCUGGACUAUGGAAAAGACCUCACCAGUAUCCUCAUUUUACAGAGGAAACAUAAAGCUUUUGAAGAUGAGCUACGUGGCUUAGGGGCUCACCUGAAGCAGACCAUCAAGGAGGGAGAAAGCAUGAUUGCUGAGAAGCAUUUUGGAGCAUCAAAAAUCUGCAGCAGGAUUGAGGAAGUGAAAGCUCUCUGGGCCCAGUUGCAGGAAUUGGCAGCUUUCCGCAAGAAGAACUUACAUGAUGCAGAAAGCUUUUUCCAAUUCCAGGUAGAUGCAGAUGACUUGAUGGCCUGGCUCCAAGAUGCUAAUCGGCUAGUAUCCAGUGAUGAUGUGGGGCAUGAUGAAUAUUCCACUCAAGCCCUGGUUAAAAAGCACAGAGAUCUCCUGGAUGAGGUAGCAAACAAUAAGAAAAUUAUGGACAACCUGAAUAGGCAAGCACAGAGCUUUCCUGCUGAAUUCCGGGAUGUUCCAGGAUUUGAGAACAGACUCAAGGCUAUCCAGACCAUGUAUAAUGAGGUGGUGUCUCUAGCAGAUCUGCGCAGGCAGAAGCUACAGGAUGCUUUGGAUCUCUAUACUAUAUUAAGCGAGACUGAUGCAUGUGAACUUUGGAUGAGCGAAAAAGAGAAAUGGCUGGAACAUAUGGAGAUUCCUGAUACCUUGGAAGAUCUGGAUGUUGUACAACAUAGAUUUGAUAUUUUGGAACAAGAAAUAAACAGCCUGGCUUCUCAGGUUGAAGGGGUCAAUAGAGCUGCUAGUGCCCUAAUAGAAAGUGGCCAUCCACGAAGUGGGAAAGUGAGGCAGUGCCAAGAGCAUCUGAAUGCCAGGUGGAAGGUCUUCCAGGAAAUGGUGGCUCAAAGGCGAAAAGCUGUUGAUUUUGCUCUUAGCCUCCACAAUUAUUGUGUUGAUUGUGAGGAGACCAGGAAAUGGAUCCUGGAAAAAAACAAAGUCAUUGAAUCUACACAAGACCUUGGUAAAAACCUGGCAGGCAUGAUUGCCAUGCAGAGGAAAUCGUAUGGCAUUGAACGUGACCUAGCAGCUAUUCAAGCCAGGCUUGCCAUCCUGCAGAAGGAGGCCCAUCGGCUUGCUGAAGAGCAGCCCGAUCUAGCUGAUGAUAUCUAUAGUCGACUAACAGCUGUCUCUGGAGUCUGGCUGGACCUCCAAAAUACUUUACAGUCCCAGGAGGCUUCCCUUGGAGAGGCUAGCAAGUUGCACAAGUUUUUGCAAGACUUAGACGACUUCCAAGCGUGGCUCUUCAAGGCACAAAAAGCUGUUGCUUCAGAAGAGGUGCCCAACUCCUUGGCAGAAGCUGAGCAUCUCUUGCAGCAUCAUGCUGCAAUUAAGGAAGAGAUUGAUCAACACAAGGAUGUUUAUAGCAACGUUAAGAAGAUAGGAGAUAGGGUGACUCAGGGUCAGACAGAUACAGAGUAUCAGCAGCUGGAGCAGCGACUGCAGGGCAUGGAGACCGGCUGGAAUGCUUUAUGUAAAAUGUGGGAUAGUAGGGAGAAAUUCCUCAACCAGUGUCUUGGCUUCCAAGAAUUUCUUAAAGAUGCAAAACAAUCAGAAAUCAUUCUUACCAAUCAGGAAUAUACACUAGCUCACACUGAGCCACCAGACACCUUAGAAGCAUCGGAAGCUGUUAUACGGAAAUUUGAAGAUUUUCUCACUAAUAUGGCAGCUAAUGAAGAAAAGGUAACUGGCUUGAUAGAAACCGGGAGCAAGCUUGCUGCUGACGGGAACAUUUACUCUGACAAAAUUAUGGAAAAAGUUCAGCUGAUUCAAGAAAGACACAGGGCUAAUGUCACAAAAUCACAAGAGGCGUUUGUGUUACUGAAGGACAAUAAUGACCUGCAGAAUUUCCUACAAAAUUGCCAAGAGCUUACCAUGUGGAUUGAAGAAAAGUUGCUUACUGCUCAAGAUACAUCAUAUGAUGAAGCACGGAAUUUGCACAGCAAAUGGCUGAAGCAUCAGGCUUUUAUGGCAGAACUUGCUUCCAAUCAAGGAUGGCUAGAAAAGCUGGAUGAGGAAGGACAACAGUUGGCAAAGCAAAAGCCCCAGUAUGCAGAUAUUGUGUUCCAGAAGCUAGAGGCACUUCAUCAACGUUGGGAUAUGCUGCAAGCAACCACAGAGGAAAAGGCACAGCUCCUGUUCGAUGCUAACCGCUCUGACCUUUAUGCACAGAGCUAUGCUGACCUUAGUGCUUGGAUCAGUGAGAUAGAGGAACAGUUAAAAUCUGAUGUCCAAGGGAAAGAUCUCACAAGUGUUAACAUUCUUCUAAAGAACUUGAAAGUAAUCGAUCUGGAUGAGCAAGUCAGCUUGCGGAAGAAAGAGAUGGAAGGCUUACUUUCUCAGGGCCCUCCAGUUAAGAGAGACAUGGAUGAAGUGGACAGCAAGCAUAAGAUCAUUGAAAGGCGAUUCCAGGACCUUCUACAGCCUUUGGGUAGGAAGAGGAAAGAACUGGAGAUGGCUAAGGCUGGAUAUCAGUUGGACCGGGAUUUGGCGGAUGAAUUGCUUUGGGUGCAAGAACGACUCCCUCUUGCUCAGUCCACUGACCACGGCACAAAUCUUUUGUCAGUCCAGCUACUUACAAAGAAAAACCAAACCCUGCAGAAAGAAAUUACUGGUCAUGCCCCACGAAUUGAGGAAGUUGUUGCUAGAGGGGAGAGCAUGUUGGCUAAAGCUGAAGGGAAUGGGGACUUUAGAGACACAGAAGAAUGUCUCAAGCAGUUAGAGGUUUCCUGGAGCACCUUACAAGAGGAAACUUUGAAGAGGCUGAAGCGCCUAGAAGAAGCCAGUGAGGCUCAGCGAUACUAUUUAGAUGCUGGAGAAGCACAGGCCUGGAUAAGUGAACAGGAGCUUUAUAUAGGGACAGAUGAGAAGCCAAAGGAUGAAGAGAGUGGCAUUGUGAUGCUGAAAAGACACCUUCGUCAGCAGCGAUCCAUAGACGAAUAUGGAAAAAACAUUAAGCAGCUGGCCAGUCGGGCUCAGAAACUGCUAGCUGCUGGCCACCCAGAAGGAGAAGAUAUCAUCCGAUUGCAAGGGCAAGUUGAUAAGCAGUAUGCAGGGUUGAAAGACCUGGCUGAGGAACGCAGACGUAAAGUAGAACUUGCAUAUCACCUGUUCAAACUGAAGCGAGAAGUUGAUGAUCUGGAGCAGUGGAUUGCAGAGAGAGAUGUAAUCGCAUCAUCCCCAGAGAUGGGUCAAGACCUCGACCAUGCCACUCUCCUGCGGGAAAAGUUCCGUGACUUCGCCCGUGAAACAGGAAACCUGGGACAGGAGUGGGUGAACAAUGUCACCCACAGAACUGAUCAGCUGAUUGAUAUCCACCCAGAAGCUGCCACGAUUGCAGAGUGGAGGGAUGGUUUGAAUGAGAGCUGGGCUGACCUGCUUGAGUUGAUUGACACCAGAAUGCAGUUGUUGACAGCCUCCUAUGAUCUGCAUAAGUUCUUUUAUGAUGGUAGUGAGAUCCAGGUUCUUAUUGAAGAGAAGCACAAGGAGCUGCCCGAGGAGUUGGGCCGAGAUGUCAAUACAGCCGAGUCCUUCCACAGGAUGCACAAAGCCUUUGAGAGGGAUAUUCAUCUGUUGGGAGUGAAGGUUCAGCGUUUUCAGGAAGUGGCAGCACGCCUGCUGGCAGCCUAUGCUGGAGAAAAGGCCAUGGCCAUCCAGAAGCAAGAACAGGAGGUGGUAAAAGCUUGGAAAGCCUUGCUGGAGGCUUGCGAGGGGCGACGGGCUCAAUUAGUUGAUACAGCCGAGAAGUUCCGCUUCUUCAGCAUGGUGCGAGAUCUCAUGUCCUGGAUGGAAAAUGUGAUCCGGCAGAUUGAUACCCAGGAGAAGCCCAGGGAUGUGUCAUCUGUGGAAUUGUUGAUGAAAUACCAUCAGGACAUAAAGUCUGAGAUAGCCACUAGGGAUAAAAGUUUCACUGCCUGCAUCGAUCUUGGGAAAGCUUUACUGCAGCGCAAACACCAUGGUGCAGCUGAGAUAAAGGAGAAGUUGCUACAACUGACAGAGAAGAGGAGGGAGAUGAUGGAAAAGUGGGACAGACGCUGGGACUGGCUUCGCUUGUUGCUAGAGGUGUGUCAGUUUUCCAGAGAUGCUUCAGUGGCUGAGGCUUGGCUCAUUGCCCAGGAAUCCUACCUGUUUAGUGGUGAUUAUGGGCAAACUGUGGAAGGUGUAGAGAAACUGUUGAAAAGGCACGAAGCAUUUGAGAAAUCCACAGCAACAUGGGAGGAGCGUUUUGCUGCACUAGAACGUCUCACAACACUUGAAUUACUGAGGAAGAGAAAAAUUUCAGAGGAGUCUUCACAGCACAAAGUAGCUAAGACUACGGACCUGGAAUUUGACUUUGAGUUAGAGCCAGAAUGUGAGAUCAGGCCUACUGAAAAGGAUGGGAAGAAGGAACUAAGUUUAGAAGAUGCCCUUUCCCAUGCUGCAGAAGAUUCAUCACUGCAGGUGCAAGAUGAUGAGACAGGUCAUGACAUUGCACCAGAAGAGCUGUCUGAAGACAAACUACCUGAGACAGAGCUUAACAUGGACACUGAAGAAACCUCCACCAAGGAAUCUCUUUUUAAAGUGGUCCAGACCCCUGUGAGUGAGAUUGAUGAGACAGCAACCCUCCCAGCACAGAUGGAUAGAUCUCAUAGUGUGCAACUUGAGGGUUACUUGGGGCGGAAGCAUGACCUAGAAGCACCUAACAAGAGGGCUUCCAACAGGUCCUGGAAUACAUUAUACUGCGUGCUCAGGAACAAUGAGCUGACCUUCUAUAAGGAUGCCAAGAGCUUGGCUUUAGGUGUGCCUUACCAUGGAGAGGAGCCUUUCCGACUGAAGAAUGCCCUCUGUGAAGUAGCUGCAGAUUACAAGAAGAAGAAACAUGUCUUCAAGCUGAGACUCAGCAAUGGGAGUGAAUGGCUCUUCCAUGGCAAAGAUGAGGAUGAGAUGCACACCUGGCUCCUGGGAUUCAGCACAGCAAUAAUUGACUCCCAAAGCAUUAAAUCCAAGGCUCAGAGCCUCCCUCUGCCUCCCAUCACCACCACCACAGAUGUGAACCUGACCAAGAAAGACAAAGAGAAGAGAUUCAGCUUCUUUCCCAAAAAGAAGUAG